This is a messenger RNA of Mustela lutreola (European mink), 661 nucleotides long. RefSeq names its product membrane integral NOTCH2 associated receptor 2 (gene MINAR2). Lineage: Eukaryota; Metazoa; Chordata; Mammalia; Carnivora; Mustelidae. Bases 89 to 661 code for a protein of 190 amino acids. The record is from RefSeq and is a predicted model, not a curated record. The transcript is spliced from 3 exons.
UUGGAGCGUCCUCGGGCUCAUUAAUAAUGGACCAGUCUGGCAAGAGCAGCCUCACUUCCUUUGUUUUCCGCCGCAGAAGAAGGGGAACAUGGAUCUCUCCGUUUUGCCAAACAACAACCAUCCUGACAAAUUCCUGCAGCUCGACGUGAAAUCUUUCAUGAGGAGCUCAGCUCUUCUUCAAGCCAGCCUGGCAAGGUUUCCGGGGGGGAAUUACCCUGCUGCGCAGCACUGGCAAAACCUUGUGUACUCACAGAGAGAAAAGAAGACCAUUUCUGCUCAGCGAAUGAGGAGAUCCGGGCCAGAGGGUGUUGCUGCUGUGGACCAUCCCCCACCAUCCUUGUCAUCAGUUCUGAAGAAUAACCCACUCUAUGGUGACCUAAGUUUGGAGGAAGCUAUGGAAGAAAGAAAAAAGCAUCCCUCGUGGACGGUUGAGGAAUAUGACAGGCAUUCCCUGCACACAAACCUUUCUGGGCAUCUAAAGGAAAAUCCUAAUGACCUACGGUUUUGGUUGGGAGACAUGUACACGCCUGGUUUUGAUACCUUAUUGAAAAAGGAAGAGGAACAAGAAAAGCAUUCAAAAUACUGUCGUAUAGGUCUGAUUUUGCUCCUUGUUGCCUGCAUCUUGGUUUUCAUAGUGACUGUUUGCACAUUUUUCACCUAA